AUGUCCAGUCAGGUGCGUUGUAUGAUUCUACGAACUCCAGUCACAUUCACGUUCUUCUGGAAUGCGUGUGCAGUCGGUGGUAUUGCCGUGGAACGCACAGUCGCCACUUUCUUCUCGUCAAAAUACGAACGAAUGGGCAGAGGACUUGCGAUUUUGAUUGUCAUCACUGAGGUAUAA
This is a messenger RNA of Anisakis simplex (herring worm), 177 nucleotides long. NCBI's taxonomy places the organism in Eukaryota, Metazoa, Nematoda, Chromadorea, Rhabditida, Anisakidae. The record is from the annotation of a GenBank genome assembly.